Drosophila subpulchrella is the source of this 1340-nucleotide messenger RNA. Its product is annotated as oocyte zinc finger protein XlCOF6.1-like. The coding region runs from base 72 to 1304 and encodes 410 amino acids. Lineage: Eukaryota; Metazoa; Arthropoda; Insecta; Diptera; Drosophilidae. The transcript is spliced from 2 exons. Gene Ontology annotation, biological process: regulation of transcription by RNA polymerase II. The record is from RefSeq and is a predicted model, not a curated record. Gene Ontology annotation, cellular component: nucleus. Gene Ontology annotation, molecular function: RNA polymerase II cis-regulatory region sequence-specific DNA binding; zinc ion binding; DNA-binding transcription factor activity.
UGAUUCGAAUGUAAACAGCUGACUUACCGAUAAAUAAUAUUUAAUAUAACUUAAAAUAGCUCCAUAGAAUAAUGGAGGACCUUUGUCGAGUUUGCCAUGGAACCUCCGAAAACAUGGUAAACAUUUUCGAAGGAUCGGGAAGACUUGGGAUAUCCAUAGAGCACAUGAUAUCUGAAGUCACCGGUUUCAGACUCGAAAAAGAAGACUCAUUUCCGGAUUCCAUUUGCCCGCCCUGCCUGGAAGAUGCGCAAAAUGCAUACGAUAUUAUACAAACCUACGAGCGCAGCUACAGGAUCUUCUGUGAAGCUAAGGAUGCGAUCCUAGAGGAUGAUUCACCGGAGGAAGAUACUAAUCAUAUGACACCAAAUAGCGAAUCGGAGUCCGUUAAGGAAACCCUGAAGGAAAAGAGGAGACGGAGAUGGAAGGAAAAGAAAAAGACGCACGAGUGCUCCCAGUGCAAGCAGGCUUUUCAGAUCGCCUCGCUUCUGAAGCGGCACAUCCAGCGCAUCCACGUGCGAGCACGACCGUACCAGUGCAGUCACUGCCCAAAGGCAUUCGGGGAUGCCUACACCCUGAGGAUGCACAUCAGGACCCACACGGGCGAGAAGCCGUUUAAGUGCUCCCGCUGCCCGAUGGCAUUUACCAAGGCCAGCAGUCUGAGGAGGCACUUUGGCCAGCACACUGGGAAUCUUCCGUUCAAAUGUUCCCAGUGUCCGAAGUCCUUUUACGAUCGGGGUGGUCUCAAGCAACACUUUGUUUUGCACUUGAAGGAGCGGCCGUUUCAAUGCGAUCAGUGCCAAAGGUACUAUAGGGAUGAGAACUCCCUGAGGAGGCACUCCAGCGAGCACACUCGGGAACGUUUGUUCAAGUGCUCCCACUGCCCGAAGGCCUUUAUGCACAACUCCGGACUAAAGCGCCACAAUAUGAGCCACACGGGAGAACGGCCGUUUCCAUGUGAUCAAUGCGAGAAAUGUUUUAAGGAUGUGACCUCCCUCAACAGACAUACAAGGACUCACACGGGGGAACGACCCUUCAAGUGCUCCCUCUGUGAAUCGACCUUUUCGGAUCCAUCAAGUCUUAAGCAGCACCAAAUGAUUCACACGGACGAACGACCGUUUAAAUGUGAUCAAUGCGAUAAGGCUUUCAGGGCACGAUGUGAUUUAAAGAAACAUAUCAGGACUCACACGGGAGAGAAGCCCUUUGAGUGUGCCCACUGUCAGAAGACUUUUGCGCAACGAUUCGGUCUGCGCAAGCACAAAGAAAUGUUUCAUAAGGGGGAAUCAAAUGAUUCGGAUAAAUCUUAGCUUUCAUUUCUGACCUAUAAAUACCUUAAAAUACUU